Psylliodes chrysocephalus is the source of this 2667-nucleotide messenger RNA. The record is from the annotation of a GenBank genome assembly. NCBI's taxonomy places the organism in Eukaryota, Metazoa, Arthropoda, Insecta, Coleoptera, Chrysomelidae.
AUGCCUCCCAAACUUAAAAAUAAAAGAGGAUGGAAUUUUAUAAGAUCUGUGGCAAGUACUUUGAAUCUUCCUGACUGUGAAAAGAUAUCCCCUGAUACUAAAUCUCUGGCAAGUACUUUGAAUCUUCCUGACGAUUGUGAAAAGAUAUCCUCUGAUACUAAAUCUCUUGCAAGUACUUUGGAUCUUCCUGACGAUUGUGAAAAGAUAUCAUCUGAUACUAAAUCUCUGGCAAGUACUUUGAAUCUUCCUGACGAUUGUGAAAAGAUAUCCUCUGAUACUAAGAAAAUAAACAUUGCCUUUAGUUGUAAUACACCAAGGAAAAGAAGAGAUUCGUCAGAUACUGAUGAUAGUUUACCAGAUUUAGAAAUCGAGAGAGUUCGUUUAGCCGGUUCAUACGAUCCCAACUUAAAGAAUAUAUCUGGAAGAAGAAUUGUUAAUAUAAGUCAUUUUGUAGCUCAAGUAAGAUCUCUUGAAAGUCAUGAGUGUCAUGUUAAGAAGACUGGAUAUUUGGCCUAUGAUAGGGAAGUUCAUGUAGGUCUUAAUUCAAAACUAUUUUUUAAAUGCCUAGCAUGUGGUCUUCAAAAAUCCAUUACAACAAAUAAUGAACAAACCGAUGGCAACAUUAAUCUUUUGGCAACUUGGGGAACGUUAUCAACUGGAAAAGGUCACUAUUCGUUAGAGGAAAGUCUCUCGCUUUUGAAUAUUCGACCUUUAGAUUUGAAGACCUUCCAAAAAUAUCAAAAUGAAAUAGGAGAUUCAUGGUUUGAUUGUUUGACUGAUUCUAUUCAAGAUGCUGGAAAAGAAGAAUAUCAAUGGGCAGUUGAAACAAAAAAUAUAUUGAAUGACAAAAAAAUAGGACAAUGUUGUGUUAUAGUCGACGGUGGGUGGAGUCACCGGUCCUAUGGACACAAAUAUACGUCUAAUUCUGGAGUAGCUUGCAUAAUUGGUGCUCAUACAAAAAAAUUAUUAUUUGUAGGAAUACGCAACAAAUAUUGUUGCAUUUGCGCUAUAGCACAGCGUAAACACUUGAAAGCCCCAACACACACAUGCUACAAGAAUUGGAGUGGAUCGUCGCCAGCCAUGGAAGCGGAUAUAAUAGUUGAAGGUUUUCUAAAAAGUGAAAAAAUGCACAACCUCCAGUACACAACCUUUAUUGGUGAUGGUGAUUCGAGUGUGCAUACAAAAAUUUUGGAAAAUGUCCCUUAUUCUCGUAAGAUAAAAAAAAUAGAAUGUGCUAAUCACCUCACCAAAAAUUUAACAAAACAUCUUCAUGAAUUAGCCAAAGAAUCAGCACUAAAUCGAAAAAUACUUUCCAGCUCUAGAAUUUCUUUUAUUGGAAAAUCAUGUAGAAAACUCAUAUCUUUACAUGCGAGGAAACCAAACUCUUCUGUACAAGAAUUACAAUCUGAUCUUCGUAACGUUACGGAUCAUGUUUUUGGGGAACACACAAAUUGUAGAACAGAAUUCUGUAUAAAAAGUGGUGAGACUAAUUCAGAAAAUAUAUUUAGGAAAGCACCCACAGAAACACGACUCCGAAUAUUAAGAAUUGUCGGAAAUUUUUCUGCAAAAUCAGAGAGUCUCAUUACAGAUUCGACUAGUAAUAAAGCGGAACAAUUUAUGCGUCAAGUAGCUAAAUUUAAUAGCGCAAAGCAGACAUUUUAUGGACGAAGGAAUAGUUUUAACAUAAGAUGCUAUGGUGCUGCUUUAGCGUAUCAAUUCGGUCCAAGUUGCUUUCUUAAAGUAUACAGAAAGAAAUUUGGUAAAACUCCAUCAGUGACCUUAAAACGUUUAGUACAGAAAAGAUUAAAAGUUAGAGACAUUAAUCGUCCAAAAAGAAGAUUAUUUAAAAACUGUACUAAAAUAUCGAAUAGCAAACUGACAGAUUAUGGCCUUCAGUGCCAAAAACCUGAUUUGCCAAACAUAGAAAUUCAGGCAUUAAUUAAACAGCAAAUUCAGGCGUUACAAGUCACUCCUGAAACUGCUGUAGAAAUUGAGAAGUCGACUAGAGGCCAAACAGAAAAUCCUAAAUGGUUUGAGGAGAGACAAUCUCGUCUUACAGCAUCAACCUUUGGUGAAAUUUGCAAAAGAAGAAUUAAUCAUGGCAAGCUGGUUCAUUCAAUUCUAUACAAACCUUUACCACGGCUAAAAGCUCUGGAAUACGGAAAAAUAAAUGAAUCAGUAGCAAUUGAAGCCUAUGUACGUCAAACAAAAAAUAGUGUUAUUCAAUGCGGUUUUUUUGUGUGUGUGGACAAGGGUUUUGGUUUCUUCGGAGCUUCUCCCGAUGGUUUAGUGAAUGACGAUAAAAUAAUUGAAGUCAAAUGUCCUUAUUCCGCUCGAGAAUAUACACCACUAGAUGCUGCUAAUCAAUUAAAAAAUGUUUACUGUAAUGUAAAUAAAGAUGGAAAAACACCAUGGAUCAUAAAUGAAACGGAAUUGGAGAAUGUGAUAUUACAAGAGGAGCUACUCGGGCUUAGCAUUAAUGAGGAGCUGAAAGUGACAUUUAAAAGAGGGUAUCAAAAAAUUUGGCUGCAGGCAGAAAUAUCCGAAAAAUAUCCUGGACUGUGGGGAAUUGUGCAAAAGCAUCUGAUAGUGUUUCCCUCGUCAUAUCUCGUCAAAAAAAGUGUUAGUGCCGUUACAAACUUAUUAAAAAAAAAAGGAGCAGAUUGA